Molecule: messenger RNA, 987 nt
Organism: Vicia villosa (hairy vetch)
Lineage: Eukaryota; Viridiplantae; Streptophyta; Magnoliopsida; Fabales; Fabaceae
Exons: 1
Coding region: 236-841 (201 amino acids)
Source: RefSeq, a predicted model, not a curated record
AACUUGCAAGCAAGGUAUUUCUUGAAGCAUCAAAAUCAGAGUUACUUAAAGAGCAAACUAAUUCCUAAUCACAAAAAUUACUGCCCCUUCAUCACGUUUUCUUCUAUGAAUUCAAUGAUCCCACACAACCACCAAUUCCAAAACCUACCACUUUUUUCCCUUCCACACCUUAACUUGUAUAUUUUUCUAUAAAGCCUACAAUUUCACCAUUUAUCAUAAAAGGAUUGGAUAUUUAAUGGGUGGCAAACAAAAGAAGAUUAGUGAAAGAGCUAGUAAUCAGGUUAUGGGUUUCAAAGUUUCUCAGAAGCCUGUUGUAGGGUUUGACCUUAUGCAGAACUGUGAUCUUCCUCCACCUUCCAAGGUUUUUCUAGGUUCAGAUAAAACUGUCAUAUUAUCCAUGAAUAGGGUCUGUAACAUUUCUGGCAGAGAAAAAGUGCAAGAUAGUAAACAGCAUGGUGAUUACUUGCUCGAAAAUGGUGAUGAAGAAAAGGAUAAAAGAGAGCUUCUUAAGGCGCUGAAAGCGUCUCAAACACGAGCUAGAGAGGCAGAAAAGAUGGCUGCUAUUCUAAACAAAGAAAAGGAUGGUCUCUCUGUUGCUCUGUUGGAAGAGGCCAUGCAGUUGUUUGCAUAUCGCCAAAGGGUGAGAUUGCUUGAGCUUCAAGUUUUGAACCUCCAGCAAAAUCCAGCAAUGUUGAUGCCUGCAGAGGGGGCUGUAGGGUUACCUGAUGAAGAAACAACUAGUGUCAAAUGGGUUCUGGCUUUGAUAUUUUCAUUGGGAAUUGGGGUUGCCACUGCCCUUGCUUGGUGUUACACUAGUCCUGCUGCUAUUACAGAUGUGUAGUUGAUACAUGAAAAAGACAAUCUGCAUAUACAAAUUUUUGUUUCAUUAUCUGUUUUUGUUUAUUAACUGUAACAUAAUUUGAAGUGUUGUAAUAAACUUAAUUUGAUAUGAUACUAUAUAUGAAAAGUCGAAAAAGACCCAGAUGA